AUGCAUAUAUAUAUCUGCAUGCAUAUCUAUCUAUCUAUCUAUCUGUCUCUCUCAGAUUGUUCAUAUGUCUCUAAGUCUCUUCAUAUCUAUCUAUCAUUCUAUCUAUCUUUAUAUCUAUUUUUAUCUAUCUUCAUUUCAAACAGCCUUUCACUUUUAUUUUCCUUCCUCCCCGUCUCCCUUUUUCCUUCUUUUCUUCCUUCCUUCUUGCUCUUCCUAUCUUCUUUCCUUCAUUCCUUCCAAACAUAUUUACACCUUUCUUUUCCUUCCUUCCUUUUUUACUUUCUUCCUUCCAAACAUCCUUCCAGCAUUUAUCCAUCCUGCCUUCAAAACAUUAUUUCACUUUUCUUUUCCUUCUUUCUUUAUUUCUUUAUUUUCUUCUUUUUAAUUCUUUCCUUUUUACUUACUUCUAAACAUCAUUCAACCUUUCCUUCUUUCCUUACUUUUUCCUUCCUUCUAAACAUCCUUCAACCUUUCUUUUCUUUCUUUCUUUUUCUUUCUUUCUUUCUUUCUUUCUUUCUUUCUUUCUUUCUUUCUUUCUUUCUAAACAUCCUUUCACCUUCUUUUUUCUUCCUUCAUUCUAUCCUUCAAAUUUUCUUUCUUUCUUUCUUUCUUUCUUUUUCUUUCUUAUUUUCCAAACAUCUUUUCACCAUCCAUCUAAACAUCUUUCAACCUUCUUUUCCUUCCUUUUUUCUUCCUUUCCAAACAACUUGUUUAUACUUCCUUCCUUUUUAUACUUCCUUCCUAUUUAUACUUCCUUCCUUUUUCUUCCUACUAAACAUCCCUCAACCUUUUUUUGCUUCCGUCUUUCUUUCUUUCUUUCUUUCUUUCUUUCACCUUCUUUUUUCUUCCUUCAUUCUGUUUUCCUUCCUUCUAAACAUCCUUCAAAAUUUCUUUCUUUCUUUCUUUCUUUCUUUCACCUUUUUUUCUUCCUUCAUUCUGUUUUCCUUCCUUCUAAACAUCCUUCAAAAAUUUCUUUUUUUUCUUUUCUUUUCUUUCUUUUCACCUUCUUUUUUUCUUCCUUCAUUCUUUUUUUCCUUACUUCUAAACAUCCUUCAAAAUUUCUUUUCUUUCUUUUCUUUCUUUCUUUCACCUUCUUUUUUCUUCCUUCAUUCUGUUUUCCUUCCUUCUAAACAUCCUUCAAAAUUUCUUUCUUUCUUUCUUUCUCCUUUCUUUUUUUUCUUCCUUCAUUCUGUUUUCCUUCCUUCAUCCUAA
Messenger RNA from Acanthosepion pharaonis, 1212 nucleotides. The record is from the annotation of a GenBank genome assembly. NCBI's taxonomy places the organism in Eukaryota, Metazoa, Mollusca, Cephalopoda, Sepiida, Sepiidae.